Messenger RNA from Limulus polyphemus (Atlantic horseshoe crab), 7478 nucleotides. Its product is annotated as oxysterol-binding protein-related protein 3-like. Lineage: Eukaryota; Metazoa; Arthropoda; Merostomata; Xiphosura; Limulidae. The transcript is spliced from 24 exons. Gene Ontology annotation, molecular function: cholesterol binding. The coding region runs from base 531 to 3569 and encodes 1012 amino acids. The record is from RefSeq and is a predicted model, not a curated record. Gene Ontology annotation, cellular component: perinuclear endoplasmic reticulum; cytosol; intracellular membrane-bounded organelle.
UAAUGUAGAAAUAACGUGUAAUAUGUGUGGAUAAAACUAUAUGUUUUAAAAAGUCUUAAAAUUAUGUUGUGCGUCAAGUAUUCAACGUGCUGUUCACACACACAAAAAGAGAUUUUUAGUUGAUGAAUUCAUAUAGUGACGAGCCGAUAGUCGGGAAUGUGAGUCUGUGUAGUGUAGACCCAUCGAUUUUACGUAGCUGCUUGUAUUUUGGGCGGCUGCAGACAUCAACUUAGCUUGCCGACAGUGCUAGGCCUGCUUCUCCGGUAGGUGAGCUGUGGCUGUUUUAAUAAAUAACCGCGAAUAUCACCCGCCCUUUAGAGUUCGACAAUAAUUGCUGUUGUUGGAUCGGUAGAAUCUCAUCCAUUAAUCAUUUUUAUUUAUUUUAUAAUUAUAUGACGUUCAAAUCUGCUGUGGUUGAUUGACUGCAACGUUGCUAGACGAUGAAAUCAAAGGAUAGAGCAGAACGUGCAAAGCACAGUGCUGUUCGUUGACACUUUCCCAACACCUUAGUCAACUGAUGCUGUAACAACAUGGCUUCAAGUUUACGCCAUAUUGCUACAGAACCUGAUGACCUCAGUGAGAAGGCCAAUCAAAACAUCUUUGGGGACCAGAGGCAGAUAUGGGAGAAGAGCCAAAUCUACACUUCUGAUUCUGAUUUGAGUGUUGGUACAGGCAGCCUUUCGCAUGUCUCUCGGCAGUCAAGUUCUGUAGUUAAGUCUCGUUCUGCCCUUACGUUGGCCAUUCCCAAUUCAAAUGGACCAGGCAACAUAUGUGUGGCUCCUACUGAGUCUGAUUCUACCGAGAAAACUAUUUCACGAAAAAGUCGUAAAUCCAGAGGAAGUGAAUGGGAAAUUUUACAAGGACUCAGAAGUGGACAGAAGUGGGAGGCUAAACCAGAAAAAUUGGAAGGCUAUCUCUUGAAAAGAAGGAAAUGGCCCUUAAAAGGAUGGCAUAAAAGAUACUUCUGUCUCGAUAAGGGCAUUUUGUCUCAUUCAAAAUCAACAUCUGAUAUGUCACGUGGUAAACUCCAUGGUUGUGUUGAUAUUGGGUUGUCUGUGGUCUCGACAAAGAGUCGUGGGAGGAGAAUUGAUAUUGAUGCUGAAGAAUUUAUUUACCACUUAAAAGUCAAAAAAAGGUCACAGUUUCAACAAUGGAUAGAACAGCUACGAGAGCACAGAUUGUAUCGUCAGUACGAGAUUGCUUAUGGUAGCAAAGAGGCUCCUAAAAUCACUACGCCAGUGGAAGAAGUUCCAACAUUCGAUCCUGUUAUUGGACUGAUAACAGGAGAUACUCCAGCUCGGUCUUCGGUGGGGCGAGAAAACUCUAGACACAUGCGAAGCCCUGUCAGUCAGCAGAAUCGAGUUGCAGCUUGGAUAUUAGAUUCAGCUGCUAUUGAGCAAGGAAAUAAAGACCUGUCCUCUCUUAAGGACAAACUGUUCCAGUUGUCUGCCAUGUUGCAGCAGUUAGAAGGACUGUCCAAUACAUACACUGUAAGUCAUCUCGAGCUCCCAAAUGUUGAUACUACAUCACUGAAGAAAGAACGGAAGCGAUUUUACUUGAAAAAGAAUAAGAAAAACAAGCAGGUGUCAGAAACUAGUGACAAGGGCAAGGAAGAUCAAAAGAUUGGCCACAGCAAACAGCAACCCGUAGAAAUCGUAGUUUCCCAAGAGACACAAGAUGGCACCACUCCCAAAGAUGUUUGUGAUGUAGGAGAGAAAAGAGACAGAGCAAUGACAACAUCGUCACUACCUAUAAAGGACAUGGUUCACCUGAGUUCAUCUCAACCAUCUUUGUCCAAUUUAGAUGAUACUCUACGACCUCUCAGUGUUCCAGACUCCAGUUCAGUUUAUACCAGCAGUCUCGGGGAUUCCUCCUCAUCUUCCCAAACCAGCUUGUAUCGUUGUCAAGAAGAGUUUUUAGCUCUUGCUAAGGAUGUUCAUGAUGGACUUCGAACUGUGAACAGAAGCCUACACACAGAGCGGGAAAGAAUGAAACAACUCUUAGAAUCUGAAGGAAUACCUAGCUGUAGUAAUAGUGGAACUCUGAUAACGAACUUGAGAAAUUCAUUAGCCCAGGCUGUACAGCAGAAUACAGAACUCCGUACAAGACUACAACGUAUACAAGUAGAAGCUGACGUGACAACUCUUCCACUUCUCAUUGGAAGUCCUGUGAUCGAUUUUAGCGAAGAACCAACUCUUGUUCAACAACCAAUCCAUCAAUCUUCUUCAUAUGAGAAUUUCUCUGUGUUGUCAACUUCAGAGUACUUUGAUGCUUCAGAGAAGCUAUCUAUCUGUACUACAUCUUCGGAGGAAUCGUUGUCUGAUGAAGAAAGUUUCUGUAGUGAAGUAUCUGAUGAAGGAACCGAAUACACCCCUGUUCCCAGUGUUACAGAAACUCCAGGAUCUCAACCAUGUGACACUGGGAGACGUUCUAAAUUGCCAGCUCCAAAACCUGACACAGGUGACAUAAGUUUGUGGAAUUUAUUAUGCAAGAACAUAGGGAAAGAUCUGUCUAAAGUGAGCAUGCCAGUAACACUGAAUGAACCACUCAACAUCCUUCAGAGAAUGUGUGAAGAACUUGAGUACAAUGAGCUCUUAGAAAAAGCAGAUGAAACAGAGGAUGCUUUUGAACGCAUGGUGUAUAUUGCAGCAUUUGCUGUAUCAGCUUACAGUUCAUCUUAUUACAGAGCUGGACAUAAGCCAUUCAAUCCACUUCUGGGAGAAACCUAUGAAUGUGUUCGCGAAGACAAAGGGUUCAGAUUUGUGUCAGAGCAGGUGAGUCAUCAUCCUCCUGUAUCCGCAUGCCAUGCCGAAUCGAAGCACUACACAUUUUGGCAAGACAUGAGAGUGAAAAGUAAAUUUUGGGGAAAAUCUAUGGAAAUCAUUCCAGUUGGAACAGUUCAUGUGCAUUUGACAAAGAGGAACAACCAUUAUAGCUGGAACAAAGUGACCACUUGUGUGCAUAACCUCUUCAGUGGACAGCGGUGGGUUGACCAGUAUGGAGAGCUGAUAAUCAGUGACAGUACUGGGGAGGCUUCGUGUAAACUGACGUUUGUCAAGGCUAGUUAUUGGUCAAGUAAACGACAUGAAAUACACGGAUCAGUUACAGACAGAUUUGGAAAUGUUGUUCACAAGUUGUUUGGCCGGUGGACAGAAGCAUUUUACUGUGGCUCCCCUCCAAACGUCCGCUGUAUAUGGAGGCCAGGGGCCAUGCCGGAAGAUUAUGAAUUAUAUUAUGGGUUUACUCAGUUUGCAAUUGAGCUUAAUGAACUGGACUCUGACAUUGCAAAUUUUCUUCCACCUACGGACACCAGGUUUAGACCUGACCAAAGGCUUCUUGAAGAAGGUAAUGUGUCGGCUGCAGAGAGCGCAAAGAUGCAACUGGAACAGUCGCAAAGGGAGCGUAGAAAGAAACGAGAAGAAGAGGGGAUAGAAUACAUACCAAUGUGGUUUAGUAGAAAAGAUGAAGAUGAAGAAAGGAAGGAAGAGUGGACAUUCAAUAACUCCUACUGGGAAUUGCGUAAUAAACCUGGGUUUGCAAUUAUGAGUUUUCCAGAAAAGCUGUGGUAACAAUAAUAGGCUUAGAGUUAUUCACUUUUGAAGUAGUUGUGUUAGUACUUUUUUUUCUUGUGUACAUUCAGCCUGGGCCUUAUACAUCGACAGAAUAAAUGGCUGUUUACUAAAGUUUAAGACAAACCUUGACUGUUGCUAUUUUACCUCUACUUAAAUCUUACUGCUGAAAAUAGAUAUAUAGAAUGUUCAAAUAUUUGAAGAUUAAGACAAAUGGCUCAGGGUUUGGUUGCCAUAAAGAUAAAAAAAAUAUAAAAAAUAACAGAGAAAUGUAGAGAGAACACCGUUCUCUCUCUGCCCUCGCUCUUGUAAAUCAAUUGCUUAAAAUAAAUUAAUAUUUUAAGAAAUUUUUGUUUAAUUAUAUACCUAUAUACGUGAAGUGUUGUAGUUUGUUUUUUCUGACAAUUUGUAGCUAUGUUUUAAUUUAUACACAAGUUGUCUGUUAGUUUAAUUAAAUGGGAUGCUAGACAUCAGUGAUACUUAUUAUUUUAAAUUUCAGAAAUCAGUGAUUUUUAUCAUUAUGUUAUAAAAAUUGUUUCUGUGUGAUUUCAUGUGGUGCUUUUUUUAAAUCUUAUUUUCCACAACUAGUGAUUGUGUGAUUAGAAAUCAGUCUGAAACUAUUUCAUGAUUUCUAGAAUUAUUCUUUAUGUACGUAGAGAACAUUUUUCUAGUUGCUUCUGUAGAAAAUGUUGUAGAUAAUAUUCAAUUUUAGUAGGUAAGUAAGUAUUUUUUUUAUUUACUUACCUCGUUUCUUCUAUUGUUUUCUUUACUGGAUUGUUGAUUUUUUUAAGACCCGACAAAUCAAACAUGGGGUUCCUGCUUAUAGCACUGAAGAAAGGAAGCUUUUUUGAAAAAAAGAUCCCCAAAUAAAUUUUUUUUGUAUGAACUUUUUUUAAAACAGAAAGUCAAAUAGCACUGUUUUAAAAUUUUGGUUCAUUUUAACUUCUAAUUGUAACUUGUUGCUUUAGUUCGAUUCUCUGAAAAGUUUGUGGGCUAACUGUCCCAAAUUUAAUGGGUUAAAAACAAAUGUUUCUGACAUUAUGCUGAGAUAUUAACCUAAAUUUUUCUAUUUCCCCAAACACUUUAGUCCUUCAAAUAGCAAUACACUGUGAAGCUACAAAUUUGUGCUGUUAACAACUGUUGUUUAAUAUGUUUGGCUUCACCAGCAUCUCCAGCUUCAGCACAGUUGUCUGUAUUACAAGUAGAGCAUAGUGCUGUAAUGAAGUAGCAUAAAAAAGUUCAGAGUACUGGUGAGUGUUAUAUCAAAAAAAAAGCUUUUGGUGCUUCAAAAAUAAUUAUAUUUGCUGCUUGUUUUGUUUAAGAAUGGUAUAGAUAAGUAAUAUAUAUAUAAAUAUGUAUGUCCAAAUAUACAUAGACAUAGUUGAAGCUUAAAGCUUGUUAUACCUGUUUCGGACUGCUUCAACACGUUAUCUAAAAUUAUCACACUAUGCACCGUCUAAAUUAUUUCUAUGUUUGCUUCCAGUUUUAUCAGAACAAUUCCGGUUACACUCACCUGGAUUUUCUUUUAUUUGAAUGUGAUCUGAAAUGCAAAAAAAUGUUUUUUUCUCCAAUUAUCAGUUUUAAGCAGUUAUUACAGUGUACACUACAAAAAAUGUUGCAUUUGGAACAAUCGUAAAGAUAGUGGAGUGAAUUUUAAAAACUACCUCUACGUAAGAGUUGCUGUCAACCUCAUUGUUAAUUUUAGUGAAAAACUGACUAUAUUAUACUUAAUGGAAUGUUUUUAUUUUGUCUCUGGUGUAAAAUGUUUGUGAUGAAGUGUAGUGUUUACAAUUAUUCCAUUUUCAGUAACUUUUAAUGGUUUUACUUCCAUUUGGUGUUGUUUUUCCUUAAUGAUCUAUGAAUACUGAGAAAGUUAAUUCUUACACACUGAUCUGAAGGAAAAGUAUGUUAAAUAUAUGUUUCCAUGGUAAAAAAAUAUAGGUCAUUGUAGUUAUGUGUUUGCCUAGUAAGAAGAUGUAUUCAAAUAUACAGGUCAAAGACAGGGUCAUGGUAGUUUUGUGUUUGCCUAGUAAGGAGAUGUAUUCAAAGAUACAGGUCACAGACAGAGGGUCAUGGUAGUUGUGUGUUUACCUAGUAAGAAGAUGUAUUCCAAGAUACAGGUCACAGACAGAGGGUCAUGGUAGUUGUGUGUUUGCCUAGUAAGAAGACAUAUUCAAAGAUACAGGUCACAGACAGAGGGUCAUGGUAGUUGUGUGUUUGCCUAGUAAGAAGACGUAUUCAAAGAUACAGGUCAACAGACAGAGGGUCAUGGUAGUUGUGUGUUUGCCUAGUAAAAAGAUGUAUUCCAAGAUACAGGUCACAGACAGGGUCAUGGUAGUUGUGCGUUUGCCUAGUAAGAAGAUGUAUUCAAAGAUACAGGUCAAAGACAGGGUCAUGGUAGUUUUGUGCUUGCCUAGUAAGGAGAUGUAUUCAAAGAUACAGGUCACAGACAGAGGGUCAUGGUAGUUAUGUGUUUGCCCAGUAAGAAGAUGUAUUCAAAGAUACAGGUCAAAGACAGGGUCAUGGUAGUUGUGUGUUUGCCUAGUAAGGAGAUGUAUUCCAAGAUACAGGUCACAGACAGAGGGUCGUGGUAGUUCCUGCACACACAUUAACAGACUCACAGUUGUUAGUCACAGUUCCUGCACACACACAAACUAACUCACAGUUGUUAGUCACUAUUCCUGCACACACACACACACACACACACAAACUAACUCACAUUUGUUAGUCACAAUUCCUGCACACACACACACUAACAGACUCACAUUUGUUAGUCACAAUUUCUGCACACACACACACUAACAGACUCACAGUUCUUAUUCACAGUUCCUGCACACACACAGACUAACAGUUGCUAUUCACAGUUCCUGCACACACUAACCCAUGUUACUCUUUCAUGACACUUGCCCAGACACUAUGAAUAGAAACUUGUUUUAUAUCCUUGACAUCAUUUCAUUUGUUUUUCAUAUCUACACCGUCCUCCUUGAACACGAACCAUUUUAUUACACUGAAGUGAAAGCAUCAAAAUUGUGUAUGGAACUUUUAAGGACUAUAGUACUAACAUUUUCCUAUAGGGAAAAGAAUAACAGAUGGCACUGUAAGAGUAGUAAACUGUAACUUUUAGCAAGGGGAUUUAAGGUCAAUGGAAUUGUUUUAUUUUACAUAAGUACAAAUACUUGUGUAGAAGUUAUAUCUCUAACACUUUCACAUUUUUAAUAAUUGCAGAUAACUGGCAAGUUGGAAAUAAUCGUUUCAUAAAACUGUUCAGUGUUUUCAGAAUGCAUUUCAAACAUUCUGUGUUUGGUAUUUAAUACAUUUUGUCUUUCCAGGAGAUUGGUAUGGUUUAAAAAUACAGUUCUUAUACACAUGUUAUAUUUUUUUGAAUUAACUAUGUAAUAUUUGUACAGAGAAACUUCAAAGGGUGAAUUGGUUGGUCAAAAAACGUAACUUGUCCUUGUUGUGAAGCAGAGGUGUGAAUUUGAUUUUAAAAGUGGUGGGGCACGAGAGUUAUUAUAUGUAACAAAAAAAUGUUAUGACUGCUAUAGCGAUGAGUGAUUAUACAAGUAAAUUAUCGAGAAAUUAUAGUUUUAGUACUGCUGUAAUGUGAGAGGGACCUUCCCCUAUUGUUGAAAAAAUGAGGUGAUAUUUCCCCAGUCUUAAAAAAGUGAGGGGGUCAUUUCCCCAUUGUUGAAAAGGAGGACUUGUCCCUAUGUAAAUGCCUAUAUUAAAAGGUUAUAAUGGUGUUAAUGAAUUGGCUAGACCCCGGUGUUUAUGGUGCCUUAAAUGGACAUCGGAAUCUGUACGUUGAGCUUCAACAUUCUGGAGUUUGUAUUAAAUUUAAAGAAAAUUAUUUAAUGGUAUAUAAAUCUCUCUAGAAGAAUUUUACCUAAAUCCCACAAGUAUAAAAAA